AGAGAGAAAAGAAGCUGUUAAACGGAGCCGAGCGGCGGAGCGGAGCACACUGAAUAACUCACUGGCAACCGGAGCCGGCGGCGCCUGCAUCAAAAGCCCAACAUCCUCUGCCUUCGGCGACUGAGCGAGCGGGACACCGUGUUAUCACGCAGAUGGACACCAGAAACGCCACCGAAGAAAAACCUGUCCAGCGAUCUAAGUCCUUCAGCUUUAAGACCCAGAAGGAAGUGUGCUCAUCAUGUGAGAAGACAGUCUACCCAAUGGAGAGAUUGGUCGCCAACAACCUGGUGUUUCAUUCGACGUGCUUCUGCUGCAAGCACUGCAACGCCAAACUCAGCCUGGGCUCCUUUGCAGCUCUCCAAGGCGAGUUUUACUGCAAGCCGCACUUCCAGCAGCUGUUCAAGAGCAAAGGCAACUACGACGAGGGCUUCGGACGCAAGCAGCACAAAGAGCUCUGGGCCUCCAAGGAGACGGAAACUAUAACAAAGACGCCGUGAUCGUGUCUGCCGGCCGGCCGCCGGGGUCGCCACAGGCCCGGCACCUCUUUUCUUUUCUCGUCAUCCUAACACCUCCAACACAUCACGAUCAGCACGUGCCUCAUAUGCUGCGGCACUGUUAAAUCGCCUACGCGCCCACUCGCUUGUUUUCUUUUUUGUCUUUUUUUUUUUUUUUUUUUUUUUUUUUUUUGGGAAAUGCCAUUCAAACAGAUACAUGCACAAAACAGCUAGAAUCACGGGCCAGUCAUGGUCCACAACACAAAAAGUUAAUUUUAGAUUUAAAAACUGUUACGUUCUCACUUUUAUUUGCCAGUUCCUCUUUUGGAAUUGGAUGUUGAUUGUGACCAAAAGCCUUCUCUGGUAUGAAGAAGGAGUUUAACGACAAACACUUUUUUUUCUCUCUCUCUCUCUCUCGUUUCUCCUAAUAAUUUGCACCCUUUCUGUAUGUAAACGGUAUGCUCAGGCAAACAUAUCAGAGGUGACGCAGCAUCAGUGUUUUGCAGUCGAGCAUACACUCAGGUCAAUUAGAAAUAAACACAUCGCUUAGUUUAACAAAACACAAAUCAAACUCGCAGUCCUCAGUAUUACGACGAUGCUGGAGGAAAAACAGGGUACAGAGUACUGUAAGAUAACCGUGCACAUCAGCAACACCUCACCUCACCUCUCCUGUCUCCGCUUUGUUCCGUCAUCGCUUCCUUUUCAAACGAGUCUCAUCCUCGCGUGUCGGUACGACUGGGUCUGAACAGCCUUAUCUACGGUGGCCCAGAAAGCAAAAGCCCCGACAGGAAGACUAAAGCUGCAGAACAAAAAGGAAAAAAAAAAAUGCAAACGCAGAAAACUGUGACACAAAUCCAAAGGCUGUGAGACAUAAACAUAAAUUGCAACACAAAUGCUAAAUUCCUAAUAUUAAUACAGUAACAGGAAGACAAAAUAUACAAGCGGCAGCACAUAUAGAAACAAUGUCAGAAUACAAAUACAAAAACUAUUUGACAAUAAGAGUAAACCCAAACCCUUCCGGGCCACCGUACGGAUUUUCUUCCAUCGUUUGUUUCACUGACGCAUCGCCGUGCGUCUUUUUCCCCAAGUAUUUCUUUGGAGCCACUCGAGUUCUGAUUGGAUCGAUGUCACGACGCGUGGAGCUCUCACGGCUGUAAUGUUGAUACGUUUCUCUGAUUGUGUUUUGUACGCCACCUGUACAUAGAGCUGUAGUUCUAGUGAUUAGUGAACGUCAUUCCCCGACGCACUGUACUCUCUCGUCUCGCUGACGCCACAUCAGAUGUUGGUAACACUGGGCAACAAGAUUGUCAUCUUUUGAUUUGUUUUCAAUCAUUUUUCUUGCACAAAUGAAAACAGGACGACCUCAUAGUGCUUUUAAAGUUUUUAAAUGUAUGAUCAAGCUUUGAUUUUACAUGGCAGAAUAUGCCAUUUUUUUUCCCGACAAAUAAGGCUGUUAGUACACUUAAAAAGUGUAUAAAUCAAUGAAAUCAUCUUUUUUUAUUCUUUUACCUUCGCCUAGAUAUUUGGAUCUUCUCAGUGUGAAGACAAAUCGAAGUGCUGGAUAAAUUACCGAUUUUUUAGUUUUCAGCAUCAGAAAGAAUCUUUGUUCGCCAGUGUCAUCAGUGAAAAACCAAGGCCCCGUCAACCGUUCAACGUGCCUGAAAGAAUUAUUCCUCCAGUCGCGUUUCACUGUCUUAACUCAUUUAAAGUCUGUGCAAAGCAGAAACACAUCGAUCACUAUCAACCUCGCAGGCAGGUUGGAUCCUAAACAGCUCAGAUCGCUUAUUUGUUUUGGCACUUUCAGGUGAUUUAGUCAAGAUUGAUUCCUGAAAAGAGAGAUUCAGGAGCUAUAAUUCCAAUGUAUGCUGUGGAAAGUGAUCCCUGCAAAAUCGGGUAUAGCUGCUAAUGCUAAUCUAUCUGUGCAGAUGUCUUCUAUCAUUAAAAAAUAUAAAGAACGACGAGCUUUCAAAACAAAUUUAUUGGUGAUUUUAAGCAAACACUUUCAAGCGCUUCAUUUGCUUUCCACAGAUUUUAAAGGCGUGAACUUUCAAUAAAACCACUUUUGAGAAUUGCGUGGCCGAAGUGAAUCACAGCAGUUUGUCCUCAAGUCCGGCUGUUAUGCCAGUGGAUUUUCUUUUUCUUCCUUUCUUUUUGUGUUUCCUCUUCGGUUAUUUUUCUUGCUGGACUUGAGAACAAACUGCAUUCUGGAUUCACAAGACUGGACAGGCCGGGGCUGCUAAACAGCACAACACAUAGACAUUCAUGUAAGUAAGUAUUGACUGUUUUUUUUUUUUUUUUUAAGGUUCUGAAUUAAAUAUAUAAGAUAUGCUGUACCUUUAAAGGCCUCACAGGAAAUCCCAUAACUCUGUCCCCCCUGUCGUUUUCCACUCGUUGGUCGUUGCCGUCUCGUGAUGAUUCCCAUGCUGUACCGGAGUGUGUGUUCGUGUAGCUGGAUAGGUUUGACGCGGACAGUCCCGUCCGUGGUUAUUUGUUCCCCUCCAGCAAGCGUGGACAGGUUUCCUCUCUGAAAUUAUUGCCUUCCUGUUCUCAUCUCCUGUCUUAUCAGCUGAGUGCAGCUGGAAACUGGACCUAUUUUCUUGGUAUGAAAUUCUCAGUUCUGUGGACGGAGAGCCUGUCACUGUAUUGAUCCCCGUGUUGUGUGCCUGCAUGCUGCAUGCAAAUAAAAUUUAAAAAAAAAACCCAGUGCACAGCGCCCCCUGCUGGAGAAAGUGACCAGUAACGUAAAAAAAAAAAAAAAAGAAUUUGCCCAUCAUGAACUCCACAUAGCCUUUCUUCUAAGUUUUCGUUGCCUCGGUCUGCAGUGCAGCUGCAGCCACUUUUGAGCUCAUUCAGCCACUCGACACAAAGUUAGAUCAGAUCUCCACGCUUAGUUUUUUUUUCAUUCUUUACCAAGAAUGACUCGAAAGCCAUUUUUCAAUUUCCCAUUUUAGAAGGCGUCUGAAUACCUAUGACACUUGAAUGACACAAAGUAUACUUUUGUGGCUGGUGGUUUACUGUGAAUUAGAGCGUGUUAUGCUAAUAGAAAGCUAAACAGAUGGAUAUUUCCUACUUUUUUAAAAAGAAAAGAGAAGCCUUAGAUAUAAAGAGCAGACCUUAUCGCUUUGUUUUUUGUUUUUUUUUUCAUUGAAUGCACAGAUCUUUAACAAAGAAAUCUCCUGAUCUGCCUUCUCAAAAAAAAAACCCAGACCUGUUUAUUUCUGGAUUCCCACUCUUUAACAUAGGAUCACUCCACUCCACCAGCAGAUACGUUUCCCUCAUCUCGCCAUGUUUUAACCGCGUGUGUACGAUACUUCUUCCUGUGUUAACCGUGUGCGUUUUCCUUUGUGUCAUUUCAAUCUGUUCCUCUGGAUGCUGGAGAAUGCUUUAAAAUCGAAGAGAAUUGUAUCUACAAACGCCGUCUUUUGUCAUUCUCUGUUUAGCAGUUCGCCAAGGUACAAGUGCAAAAAUCUGUGAAAUUCGCGACCUCGAAGUGUAAUCGAGCAGGCAAGGUACACUUUACACUGGUGCCACGAGGCUCAGGUGAAUGAUUGCAGUGUAACGUUUCCAUGUGAAAUCUGUGCGUCAUUUCAACUUUUAAUGUGGACUUCCUUUUUGAAUA
This is a messenger RNA of Salarias fasciatus (jewelled blenny), 4113 nucleotides long. RefSeq names its product LIM domain containing 2 (gene limd2). Bases 153 to 497 code for a protein of 114 amino acids. Lineage: Eukaryota; Metazoa; Chordata; Actinopteri; Blenniiformes; Blenniidae. The transcript is spliced from 4 exons. The record is from RefSeq and is a predicted model, not a curated record.